Messenger RNA from Necator americanus (New World hookworm), 618 nucleotides. RefSeq lists its product as uncharacterized. The coding region runs from base 1 to 618 and encodes 205 amino acids. The transcript has a single exon. The record is from RefSeq and is a predicted model, not a curated record. NCBI's taxonomy places the organism in Eukaryota, Metazoa, Nematoda, Chromadorea, Rhabditida, Ancylostomatidae.
AUGACGACUAAGACCAUCCAUGGGAACUCGCAAUUCCAGAAGCCCUCCUCUCUACGUUGGACGUGGGAGUCACCCGGUGGAGGAUAUCGUAAUGAAAUAGACAACGUCAUCGUCAAGAAAAGGUUCUACUUGACGAACGUCGCUGUUGUGCCAAAGUUCUAUACGGGAUCGGACCAUCGCCUCCUCCGAGGAAGAUUUCCCUUCCCAAGGAGAGAAGAUAAAGCCGCCAAAUUCAGAGAGGAAAAUCCCAGAACUAUCAUUAACUGGGAUCUCUUCGCUACGCUAGCCUUCUUUUGGGAAGAUUCCGCAAUGGACAACAUCGACAAGGAGUAUGAUCGGCUCGCUGAACACCUUCACAACUGUGCGAAGAAGGCUGAGAGUUCUAAAACCACCAAGAGACGUCUGUCUCUUGAAACUCUCGAGCUGAUAUGUCAGUGUGGAGCAGCACGAGCUGCAGGGAACCAAGAACUCAAGCCCGUGCUUGCAGGGCUUUGCAGAGAGGCGAUAAAGGAAGACCUUAAAGAGAGAAGAGUAGAAGUGCUGGCUGAAAAGUUGCAGAGGCGGGGAAGAGCAUCCGCUAUGCACGUCGAGAUUUCGUCAGUCGCAGGACGAGGAUGA